Ceratina calcarata is the source of this 2660-nucleotide messenger RNA. It is a transcript of the gene FucT6, whose product is annotated as alpha-(1,6)-fucosyltransferase 8. Gene Ontology annotation, biological process: protein N-linked glycosylation. The record is from RefSeq and is a predicted model, not a curated record. Gene Ontology annotation, cellular component: Golgi cisterna membrane. The transcript is spliced from 5 exons. Lineage: Eukaryota; Metazoa; Arthropoda; Insecta; Hymenoptera; Apidae. The coding region runs from base 313 to 2082 and encodes 589 amino acids. Gene Ontology annotation, molecular function: glycoprotein 6-alpha-L-fucosyltransferase activity; protein binding.
GCUGCCUGCUGGACCAGCAGUGCUGGUGCUUACCACAUAAGACAGUAUUUAAUGACAUACAUACAGAUACAUACACUACAUGUGAGAAAAGUCAACUUGACAAUUCAGUGUAAAGAACUUGUGUUCCUAUAUGAUGACGUUAAUGAUAACGAUUGAUUUUUAUGUCAUGUUUCACGUAUUUUUAUAAACAUGCUGAUGCUCUUGGUGAGAACAAUUUCUACUUCCUUCAGUAUCACUUGAAGUUGUGUAAUUUAAAAGCAUAUGACGUAAUGCAACUCAUCAAAUAUAAUAAUCCUAUAACUUUAAUAUAAAAUGGCAACAUUUUGGUCUGGUAGACCAGGUUGGUUAGGAAAAGUAGGAGUUGUAUUAUUAGCAACGUGGCUAUUAGUACUAAUAAUAUCAGUAUCACAUAUUUUUAAGACUAAUAAUUUAUCAUCUAAUAAUGAGAGUCCUACAAAUAAAGAAAAUGCUCAACGCUUAGCCCAAAUGGUUAAUGACUUUGAAACCCUUAAGAGGCAAAAUGAAGCAUUAAAGAACAUAAUCUUGGGAGAAAAAUCAAAAUCUAUUCAAGGGGACCAUUUAGGUUCAGUGCAAGAGAAGAUUGAGAAGCUCUCAUUAUAUGAUGAUUUUUUGGAUCAUCAUGAUAAUAUUCAGUAUACCCCUUCUACUGAAUAUGAAGAAUUAAGGAAAAGGAUAAGAAACAAUGUUCAAGAAACAUGGUAUUAUAUUAAUGCAGAACUAAACAAAUUUAGAAAAACUAUUGACAAACUCACUUAUGAGCAGAGAGAAAAAAAAAUACAAGACACAGUAAAAAAUGUUUGGGAUCAUAAAAGAUCUCUCCUAAUAGACAUUGAUAAAUUAGCUCAAGUAGAUGGUUUUGAUGAAUGGCGUAAAAAAGAAGCAAGAGAAUUAUCUGAUCUUGUCCAAAGGAGAUUCAAGUAUUUACAAAAUCCUAGUGAUUGCAAUAAGGCAAGGAAAUUGGUCUGCAGCUUAAACAAAGGUUGUGGCUUUGGAUGCCAGCUGCAUCAUAUUACGUACUGCUUCUUAGUUGCUUAUGGAACAGAAAGGACAUUAAUUAUUAGAUCCAAAGGUUGGAGAUACCAUAAGGAUGGCUGGGAAUCUGUUUUUAAACCACUUAGCGAUACAUGUGUAUCUACAAAUGGAGCAUCUCAUGCUAAUUGGCCUGGUGACUCCUCCAAACAAAUCAUCUCUUUACCUAUUGUAGACAAUGUUUAUCCAAAGCCAAGGUUUCAACCUCCAAGUGUACCAGCUGAUUUAGCCCCAAGAUUAGAAAAGUUACAUGGACACCCUUUGGUGUGGUGGGUAGGUCAAGUUUUGAAGUAUUUGAUGCGACCUCAAGAGCACGUUAAGAAAACACUAAAGAACGCCAAAGACAGACUGGGUUUUAAGAAACCUAUCGUUGGAAUUCAUGUACGAAGAACCGAUAAAGUUGGGACGGAAGCUGCGUAUCACGAUAUAGAUGAAUACAUGGUCAAAGUUGAACAGUAUUUCGACAUACUUGAAACGAAACCAGAUGAGAAAAGAGUCUUCAUAGCGAGCGAUGAUCCGAAAGUGAUUACAACGGCAAGAAAUCGAUACCCCAAUUAUGUAAUAAUAGGAGAUCCAGAGAUAGCAGAGACAGCAUCAGUUGCAAAGCGAUAUUCUGAUUCUUCUCUACAAGGAAUAAUAAUUGACAUACAACUCUUGUCUGAAUGUGACUAUCUGGUGUGCACAUUCAGUUCACAAGUGUGUCGCGUAGCGUAUGAGUUAAUGCAAACGUAUUAUCCAGACGCUUACAAUCGCUUUGCGUCAUUAGAUGACAUCUAUUAUUAUGGUGGUCAGAAUCCACAUCCUCAUCAAGCUAUUUUAGAUCAUAAACCCAGGAGGAACGGUGAAAUCGAAUUACGAGUUGGAGAUAAAAUCGAAGUUUUUGGAAAUCAUUGGGAUGGUUAUUCCAAAGGAUAUAAUACCAGAACUAGUAUGACAGGUUUAUUUCCUAGUUUUAAAGUUAAAAACCCAGUGGACGCUGUAGAUUUCCCGAAAUAUCCGUAUGUCCCUGUGCAAGAGGGUAAGAGCGAGUAGGUGCAAAAUCGUAGAUAUCUUGAAAAUAUUCAGAUUGUUUGAGAAAAAUACAACUUGCCUUCAUAUUUAAAUUGUUGAGAACAGGGAAAAUACCAUGACACAUGCAUAUUUUACUCUUAAUAAGUAAUUAGUUAAAAUGUAAGAAAAUGGAACUAUCACGAGUUGUGAGAGAAGAAAACAGUUCUACUAUUGCCUAUGUAAAUGUAUAUGUUGAAUUUUAAGAAGACCGUGUACAAAUAUUCUUGACAAAAUACUGUAGAAAAUUUUAAAUAAGCUUACUGUCUUCUCAAGAAUUGAACUAUAAUAAUAAUUAUAAUAAUAAAAUAUUAUAAUAAUAAUUUUUUGAUAAUACUAGAGCUUAUAUAAAACGCAUAACAGGUAUUGCAUAAAUUACAUAUAAUAAGCAUGAAAUGCAUAGACAUCGAGCUGGGCUUGAGGCCUAUCUUAUAACCGUUAAGAACGUUUCCUGUAUACAUAUUGUAAUAUAUUUUAUACUAUACAUCACACACAAAAGAGAAUUGUUACUACAGUAUAAAAAUUUGAGUUUGGUUUUUAAUAAAUAUUUAAUGCAAAGACAA